AUGAUACCCUUUAUACAUACUCCCUUUGCCUACGUGGGCGACAAGAUUGGAGUCAGCCCAGAUGAACUCAAGCUCAUCUUUUCCUUCUUUUUGUCCUACCCGCUUGCUGGCCUCCUCAAGAGGGUCCCGGAUAGCCGCCCUCACCUCAAGAACUUCUUCUGUCUAAGCAUCGGUGUCUUUUACCUCGUGGGCCUCUUCGACCUAUGGGUUGGCCUCCGAACUGUCUUGAUCUCCUCCAUUGGCACGUACUCGAUCGCAAAGUUCCUCCGGGGCUCCCCUUAUAUGCCAUGGAUCGGCUUCGUCUUCCUCAUGGGCCACAUGAGCGUCAACCACAUUACGCGCCAACGCCUUAAUGCCCCGGAGACGAUCGAUAUUACAGGAGCGCAGAUGGUGCUGGUCAUGAAGCUCAGCGCUUUCUGCUGGAACGUGGCCGACGGUGUUCUUCCCGAUGAUCAUCUGUCCGACUUCCAGAGGGACAGACGGCUCAAGGAGUUGCCCUCGCUGUUGGACUACUUUGGAUAUGUUUUCUUCUUCCCCAGUCUCAUGAUCGGGCCCGCCUUCGACUUCGCCGAGUACCGCCGAUGGCUCGACACCACCAUGUUCGACGUUCCCAAGACUGUCGAUCCUGCCAAGAAGCCUCCUACCAGACGCAAGCGCAAGAUUCCCCGCAGCGGCACUCCGGCCAUGAUCAAGCUGGCUACCGGUUUCUCCUGGCUCAUGCUCUUCAUCUGGCUGUCUACCUGGUUCUCGCCCGAGUCGCUCCUCGGAGACGGCUUCGUGAGCCACAGCUUCCUCGUCCGUCUUCUCUUCCUGCACAUGGUCGGCCUCACGGCGCGCGCCAAGUACUACGGGGUCUGGAUGAUGACAGAGGGCGCAUGCAUCCUCAGCGGUUUGGGCUUCAACGGCGUUGACCCUGCCACGGGCAAGGUGUCUUGGGAUAGGCUCCAGAACAUCCGCCCAGUGAGCAUGGAGACGGCGCAAAACACCAAGGCGUACCUCGACAACUGGAACAUUAACACCAGCAAGUGGUUGCGCAACUACGUCUACUUCCGCGUCACCCCCCGUGGCAAGAAGCCUGGUUUUAGCGCUACUUUGGCUACAUUUACCACCAGUGCUUUCUGGCAUGGUUUCUAUCCCGGCUACUACAUGUCUUUUGUCCUGGCCAGCUUCAUCCAGGCUGCCGCGAAAAACAUGCGCCGCAACGUCCGCCCCUUCUUCCUCGACCCCAAGACCCAAACCCCUCUUCCCUCCAAGAAGUGGUAUGAUCUCGCCUCCUGGCUCAUCACUCAACUCACCUUCAACUUCGCCGUCUGCCCUUUCCUGGUCCUGGGCUUCCACGAAUCCGUCACCGCCUGGUCGCGUGUCUACUUCUACGCCAUCAUUCACACCGCCGUGGCCCUGGCCUUCUUCUCCAGCCCUGGAAAGAAGUGGCUGCGCAAGGCCUUGGAGAAGAGAAACGCCAAGGCGGGUGUUGUCACCCCUGCUUCUUCUUCUUCUUCUUCUUCUAGUGGACGCAGCCGUGGCCGCAGCAGUGACGAGAAGACGAACAACAGCAACAGCUCCACGCAGAACGAUACCGCUCAGGGUGCCAUGGGAACGGCAGCUUCGCUUGGCGAGAACUUGAACCAGCAGUCAUACAGCAGAGCGGGAAGCACGGAUAGCCAGUCAAGGAGUCCGAUGUUGGGUAUUAGUGGUGACCCGCAGGGCGAGCUGGAUGAGGCGCUGGAGGAGUUCAGGAAGGAGAUGGACAGCAGAAUUGGUGGGGGCGCGUUUAGUGCGACGGGCUUGAGGGAUUCGUUGAAGGCAGAGGUUAGGAAGAGGUAG
Molecule: messenger RNA, 1824 nt
Organism: Sordaria macrospora k-hell
Lineage: Eukaryota; Fungi; Ascomycota; Sordariomycetes; Sordariales; Sordariaceae
Biological process (GO): lipid modification; glycerophospholipid biosynthetic process
Cellular component (GO): endoplasmic reticulum; membrane
Molecular function (GO): 1-acylglycerophosphocholine O-acyltransferase activity; 1-acylglycerol-3-phosphate O-acyltransferase activity
Source: RefSeq, a predicted model, not a curated record